Molecule: messenger RNA, 4313 nt
Organism: Poecile atricapillus (Black-capped chickadee)
Lineage: Eukaryota; Metazoa; Chordata; Aves; Passeriformes; Paridae
Gene: MARCKSL1
Product: MARCKS like 1
Exons: 2
Coding region: 87-713 (208 amino acids)
Biological process (GO): central nervous system development; actin filament organization
Cellular component (GO): plasma membrane; cytoplasm
Molecular function (GO): actin filament binding; calmodulin binding
Source: RefSeq, a predicted model, not a curated record
CUUAUCAGCGGCCGGCGGGGGGCUCGCCCCACUCCCGCCCAGCGCAGCCGCCGCGGCGGGGCCGGCACCUCCGCAAGGGCCGCACCAUGGGCAGCCAGGGCUCCAAGGCGGCGGGCGGCGACCCCGACACCGCCAAGGCCAACGGGCAGGAGAACGGCCAUGUCAUCUACAACGGGGACAUGACGCCCAAGGUGGGGGUCGAGGUGGCCCCACAGAACGGGAACGGCUCGGCGGAACCCCCCAAGGAGGAGAGCGAGGGCGAAGCGGGCGGUGCGGACACCAUCGAGCCCGCCCCGGCCGCCGCCGACGGCGGCGACCCCAAAAGCGAAGGGGCCGCGGCCCCCAAGGACGCCCCCAAGAAGAAGAAGAAGUUCUCCUUCAAGAAAUCCUUCAAGCUGAGCGGGAUCUCCUUUCGCAAGAACAAGAAGGAAGGCGGGGACUCCUCCGGCUCCUCGCCCACGGAGGAACAGGGCAGGAGCGAGGAGACCCCGCCGGGGGGGCUGCAGCCCUCGGCUCCCCCCGAGGAGGAGGAGGAGGGCGGCGAGGGGCCCGAGCCCAAGGAUGGAGGAGAAGCCGCGGGGAGCCAGGAGGAGGAGAAGCAGCAGCAGCAGCAGGGAGGGGAGAGCCAAGGAGACACAGCCAAACCCGAGGAACCCUCGAAAACCGCGGGGCCGGAGCCCACAACGAGCCCGGCGGAGCAAAAGGAAGAGUAGAGGCCGCUCGGGCAUCAUCAUCAUCCUCACCGGGGACUCUCACACCGCCCCCCGACCCUCCCCGCCCCAGCCCCGAUCGCCACGGACUCGCCCGCACCGCCCCGGCCCCCCUAGGACUGGCAGCACCUCCCGCACACCCCGCCCUGCAGGGAUUGCGCUCCCCGUUCCCGGUAGAAAUCAAAUUGAAAAAGCUGGUUUGGAUUCCCACCGCCGCCGCCACUUGGAGUAGUUUGAGCUGAAUUCCUUGGAGAAAAUAAACAAACAAACAAAAGAAAGCUGGGGAGGAAGAUUUGUCCCGGACACCACUGGAGUUUACAGUUUGUAAGAAGCCUGGAUCCCAAAUCCCACUCUGGAUCUCUCCAGAUCUCUCCUCUCCUCCCGCUCCCACUGACUGUUCAAUGGAAUUUUUAUUUUAUUUUGUGUUUUUUCGUUUUGUUUUUGUUUUUUUCUUUAUUUCUCAGUUUACAUUCCUGGUUCUGACUUUUCAUUUCAAGUAUUUUGUGCUUUUUUAUAUAGAAAUCGAUGGUUUAAAAAAGCUAAUCUGGUUAGUUUUUUAUAAUGUCUUCUAUUGGCUUAAAACUAUAAAGCUUGUAAGUCCGCUGUGUUUAAUUCUGCUUUAAGGGAUAACUUUUAGGGUGUGGGGUGGAGAGAGGGGGCCCUACCAGCUGUAUAAUGUGAAGCCAACAUUGUUGUUUUUUUUUUCUCUGUAAAUAAUUUUUUUAAUGGCCAAGAAAACCACUUGAUUUGCAAUUUUCUAACUUGUAAAAAAAAAAACAAAAAAAAAAAAAAGAAGAAAGCGAGAAAAAAAAAAUCAAAAAAAAAAAAAAACCAACAAAACGACAACAAACCCAAACUAAACCACCAAACAAAAGCUGUAACAUUUGAAAGGAAUAAAUGGUGAGCCCUUUAUGGGAGAGCUGGAGUCCUUCUUGUCCUGGAUGGAAGGGGAGGAAGAUGGCAGUUGCUGAUUUAGCCCAGCAGCUGCUCUGUUUAAUCAGCGCUCGCCGUUAAUUGACUCGCAGCAGAUGCAGAGCCCCGGCCACAAAGGACUUUCCCAGCCCAGCCCCAUCCCCACCUCGCCAUCGCUGCUCCAAACCUGUUUUCUUCCCAAUCCCGCUUUUUCCCCCUGUGGAAGCUGGAAAAACCCUCGGGAUUUUGCUUAGGAUGAGGCGGAAUUCCCGAUUUUUUUAAAUUUAAAUAGUUUUUUUUUUUUUUAGAGAGGGAUUAGCUCCUCUGGGCUGAAAGGAGCACAAAAGGCGAGGGUUGGCAGCAAAGAUUUCCUGAACAAAGGGAAAAGGAGGCGACAAUGGAGCCUCUAUCCCUGCUCCUGUCACCUGCACCGGGAUCUGGGAUGGUUUUUUCGGGAUGGAUCCGGUGGUUUUUCCAGAGAUUUUCCUGGAAAAUGCUCCUGCGGCUCCUCCAUUUCAUGGCCUUGCUCCCAAUUCCCACCUCGUGCUCCCAGUUUGCCCAGUUCCACCUGCUCCUGCUGUUCUGGCUGGAGAAGAGCUAAAAUAAUAGAAAAGAAAUAAUAGAAAAGAAAUAAAAUAAUAGAAAAUAAACCCCAAAGCUUUGUUUGCCCAACAGGCACCACCCUGGCAAGGGCAAGGAGCAUCCAGGCUCUUCCCGAGCCUUGAGGUAGGUGGGAAUACCCAAAAAAUUCCAUGUUUUACGUAAGAAAGCCAAAAUCGGGGAUUUGUCUCCCAAAUGGAUUCAUUUCUUUGAGCAGAGGGGUGAAAUAAAUGGGUUUUUUUUACCCAAUUUUGAAGGAAAAAUGGGAUUUGGGAGCAUCUGGCGGAGCCGCAGCCUGGCAGCCAUUUUAGAAAUGCUGGGAAAGGGAAGGGCUCGGGAAGGGGGAAUUCAAUGGUGAUUCCAUUCAAAUUCCAGGGGUUUUGUUCCAAAAAAGGGGAGGAUUUAAUGGUGGGAGGGAGGAUGGAGCCUUCCCGGGGCUGUUCAGCACCCAAAGUCCACUGAGCUCACACAAAGCUGCUUUUUUUUUUACUCCAAAAAGAGCAGAUUUGGGGUUUUGUGGCCAUUUCAGGUGUGAUCAGCACUCAGCUCCACAAUGGAGCUGCUAAUAAUUCAAUUAAAGGAUUUUCAUCCUCUCAGAUUCUGGGUAAAACCACUAAAAUUCAGCCCAAAGGUGAAUUAAGUCCAUCACUUGAUUAUUCCCAAAUUGCUCCACUCCAAGCAGGAAACCAAACAGGAUCAGGGAUGAGAACCCAGCUGGAGUUUGGGAAUAAAAUCAAAGGAAAACAAAAAUAAUCCCCAAAACCCAUCACAUUUGAGCUCCUUUGAGAAUCUCAAAGCAAAAAUAAAAAAAAGGGGGAAAGGCAAAAAAAAACCCCAAAAAACAAAGAAAACAAACAAAAAACCCAAAUAAUUGACAAAGGGAAUAACCAUUAACAAAAGAGAUUCAAGCAGUUUUUCAGGUGUAGGAGAAAUAAAUAAAUGUUUUGGUGGAUGGAAUUAAACCUGAAAGAAGAAAGGAAUUAAUGCCUUGUUUUUCUUCCCAACUCCUAAUUCCACCUCUAAUUUUUUUUUUAUCCAUUAGAUCCAAGCACAGCUCUGAAAAUGAAUUAAUUGAGUAAAAAAGAAGACCAGGCUCACACCAGCAAUAGAAAUGGAGCAGUUUUAUUACAAAGGUUCUGAAAAUUCAAAAUAAACGCAUCUUUAAAAAACCACAAUAGAUUUUUCCCCUCCCCUCGUGUCCCUCCCACAUUCCCCAGACACAAAGUUACACUGAUCUCUCUCUUGUUUCACAUAAAAACACUGAAAAUCAGAGUGAAAACCUCACUCAGAUCCCAAAGAGACUAAAAAACUCCACGGUGAGGGGGGAAAAAAAAAGGGAGGGGGGGAAAAAAAUAAGGAAUUAAAAAAAUAAACCCUUUGAAAAAGAACCUGUGUGAAGUUUUAGCAGCAUUAUUGGAGUUGAAACCCUCAGCAGUGCUCCCAUGGGAGGGUGCAGAACCUCUGGAAUUCCAGAGGGAUCCCCCUGAGAAAGGAGAGCAGCGAGUUGGAACUGCCUGGAGAAAAAAAAAUAAUAAAAAAUUUUAAAAAAAUCCAAAUUUCUCCCCUCCAAAAAAAACAAAAAAAGUUUUAUUUUUCCCUUCCCUGGGUUGUAGAAAAGGAGAGGUAAAAGGUCACAAAAGAGAUGUGGGGGUGAGGAUGUGUGGGAGGAGGGAGAGGAGCUGUGAAAAAGCUCAGAGCCCCAUCUGCUGUUCCCUCAGGAUAAAAAGGUUGGAAUUUACUGGCCUUGGGAAGGAAAUCCAGUUGGAAAACUUGGCUUAAAAAUGAGGAAAAAGUUGGUUUUUUUAAGGGAUCCACAUGAAGAAAAGCUGCCAGCUGGGUUCUUUGAGGGAAUUUCUGGGGUUUCAGCAGAAAAGUGGAGCCAAAGGGGAGGAAUUCCCUCCCCAAAAACCAGGUGAAAAAUCCCUUCCCUCCCUGGAGGAGCAUCAAAUGCUGCCACACUCCUUGGAUCCAGCAGAUCUUGGAAAACUGAAUCACCCCCUAAAGGUGAUUUUAAUUUUACAUUUUCCAGAUCUGGGCUCUGGGGCUGAUUCAUUAAAAAAAAAAAAGCCAAAAAAUAGAGAAACAAAAAGA